GGUCUGAUUGAUUACACCACCACCAACAACAGCAACCGUCAACAAACACCAUAGAGGAGAGAGAGAGAGAGCAUUAACACGGCCGCCACCGUCCAAAGUGUGAGGUAAGGCCUGCGCACCUUCGCGGCUGGUUUUUAACUCCGUUGUGCACUUCACCACUGUUGGGGCGAACUCGCGCGUUCGUGGCGCGCCAUCUGUUUGUGCGGUGAUCUCCUCAGGUGUUCUGCGGCGUUGCUCUUUCGGCGACUCCGUGAGAGGACUGCGCAGCUGACGCAACGAGGAAACAAAAGGACGGUGAACGGCGCAGGGCGUACUCGGCGGCCCUGCAGCACACGCACUGCUCGCAUUGAAGGCGCCGGCGCAGGCGAAGGCACAAUGGACCCGCUAUCCGGCCUGACCUCCGAGUCCCGGGCGAUCAUCGACAACUUUUUCCGUUGGUCCAAGCUUUCCCUGGACAAAUUCAAGCGCGACCUUACCGUUGAGGCCGGUGCAUUUCAAAGCGGCAACUUGUGGCGCGACGGCUACUCCAAAGAGGAGGUGGCGCAGAUGCUGAACGGGCAGCUCGCGAUGCUGCUCGGGGUGGUGAACACGCAGAUGGACAGCACCACGGCCGCCUCCGCGGAGCUGAUUCGAGCCGUCCUCCGCCAAGCGGAUCUGCAGCGACUCACGUUAAGCGUGGACGCGACGGCGGUGCUGAACAACGCCGGCGGUGUUAACGCGAUGGGCGAACACGGCCGUCAGCUGAUGAGUGGGCCGACGAACCGACUGGCCCCGCUGACGCUAGCGGAGGCAGGCGGGGAGGCUGCCCGUCAGCUCGCCGAGGCCAACGCGGAAGUUCGACGCCUUCAGGGGAAGCUGCAGCAGGUGACGGACGCCUACACGCAGGUGAUGACGGGCCGCUCGUCGGACACGGCCAACUUGCUCUCCAUGCAGGACGCAAUGAACGACAAGGAGCGUGUGGCGGCGGAGUUGGCGGCGCGGUGCCAAAGCCACGACCCGACGGUGUACGCGGCGGUGCAGGCGCUGCGGUCGGAGGUGGCCGAGGCGAAGCGGGAGCUGGCGACCCGGCUCAACCAGUCGACGCAGUUCCAGCAGGUGAAGCAGCUCUUGGCGCAGCGCAAUCAGCAAAUGAAGGCGAUGCGGCAGGAGCUGGCGGCGUACAACCCGGCGUAUCGGCAGCAGGCCGACGACAUCGCUUCGGAGAACGACUGA
Leptomonas pyrrhocoris is the source of this 1212-nucleotide messenger RNA. RefSeq lists its product as hypothetical. The coding region runs from base 376 to 1212 and encodes 278 amino acids. The record is from RefSeq and is a predicted model, not a curated record. Gene Ontology annotation, cellular component: cytoplasm. The transcript has a single exon. Lineage: Eukaryota; Euglenozoa; Kinetoplastea; Trypanosomatida; Trypanosomatidae. Gene Ontology annotation, biological process: negative regulation of protein localization to cilium.